UCAACCCACAUCAUGUGAUCAGAGUAACUUCGUUUUUCUGCUUUUCUGCUUUAAUUCAAUUUUUAAGCAGCAGGAUGAACACAGCAUGUGACAGGGUCUAAAAGGGGCAUUGUGUACAGAACCCACCCCACUGGCCAUUUGAUCUAGGAAGCACGGAUCAGGAGCCAUGGCAUCCCACCAUGAACAAGGGGAUUCUGGCCUUCUCCGUGGCUCUCGGACACGGUCUUACGGUAGCCUGUCCCAAUCCUCGUACUCACCGGCCAGGAUCAGAAAGAUAGAGCAUCGAGUUCAGCCCGGGGAUACCCUGCAAGGCUUGGCGCUGAAAUAUGGUGUCACCAUGGAGCAAAUCAAGAGAGCCAACAGGUUAUACACCAAUGACUCCAUAUUCCUGAAGAAAUAUCUGAGCAUCCCAGUGCUGGCCGAACAGCCUGAUCUGUCCAACGGGCUGGAGUCUCACGAAAAAUCUGGAGAAGAAGGGAUACAGGUCAAGAACCCAUCUGCAAGGAAAGAUAGAAAAGACAAGAACAAACCCCACAGGACUGGGGCCAAGAGUGGCAACAAGGAGGAGCUGUCGGCUAGUGACUUCAUGAGCAGACUAGACACCAGUAUCCGCGUGUCCAAGAGAGCAGCGGCAAAGAAGCUUCGGGAGGCAGAAACCCUGGUCCCAAAAGACGACAGCAUGACUGCUGGAGCCACUGUCAAUCAGAGACCACACACUGGCUCCAGAGAAGCAUCGCCGCAAACUCAGCAGCGUUCCUUACUCGGACCUGUUCCGUUGACCGUAACCACGCGAGCCUCCGCUAUCAAGGACCACGAGGAUGAGAUCUUUAAACUCUGAUCUUUCAUUUCCAUAUUGACUUUUUU
Molecule: messenger RNA, 864 nt
Organism: Spea bombifrons (plains spadefoot toad)
Lineage: Eukaryota; Metazoa; Chordata; Amphibia; Anura; Pelobatidae
Gene: LYSMD1
Product: LysM domain containing 1
Exons: 3
Coding region: 167-838 (223 amino acids)
Source: RefSeq, a predicted model, not a curated record